AUGGCGGAAGAUGAUAUUGAAGCUUCUGAUACAUUCUUAUCCACAUGUCUUUAUUUUUUCAUUAUAGUUGGAGCAUUGGCAUUGAUCAGGAGAUACUUCAAAGGUGCUCAAUUCACUGAAAAAGCUUCUGCGAAAAACUUGGUAAUUGUCGUAACUGGUGCCAACUGUGGAAUUGGAUUUGAAACCGUUCGCGAGCUAAAUUUGCGAAAAGGAAAAGUUUAUAUGCUUUGUCGAAAUGAAGAUCGUGCAAAUGAGGCUAGAAGAAAUUUAGUGAAACUUGGUUGCCACUCAUUCCGUCUUCACAUAAUUGAAUGCGAUUUGUGCAAUUUCGAAAGCAUCCGAAAUGCAGCAAAAGAACUACUCGAAGCGGAAGAUCAUAUCGAUAUUCUUAUCAAUAAUGCGGGUAUAAUGUUCCAAAACAAGUUCGAAACUACGAUAGAUGGGCAUGAAAAGACUUGGCAGUCUAAUCAUCUGGGACACUUUUUGCUCACGGAGCUGCUUUUGCCAGCAAUUAAAAAAUCGAAUUCUGGAAGAAUCGUGAACGUUUCUUCAUUGCUUCACACACAUUCGAAACGCAUCGAUUUAUCUAAAGUUGACGAUAAGAAAUAUUUCGGAAGCAUGUCGUCUUAUUGUCAAAGCAAAUUGGCUAAUGUGAUGCAUGCUAGGGCGUUGACUCAUCGAUUGAGAAAAGAAGGAACCCACAAUGUAACAGUGAAUUCGCUUCAUCCGGGUGGUGUUAACACUCCACUUAUGCGCUCCUCCUUUUUUUAUCUUCCAGUCAUUAAGCAGAUUACCGCACCAUUCAGAUGGUUCGUUUUGAAGACUCCAAGAGAUGGAGCCCAAACCUCGUUAUAUUGUGCUCUUAGCAAAAAGGUUGAAGGAGUUAGUGGAAAAUAUUUCAAGGAAUGCAAACUUGCCGCUGAAUCACCACUUGCAACCGAUGAUCAAGCUUGCGAAGAUUUAUAUAAUUAUAGUUUGGAACAGACCGGUCUAUCCAAAUAA
Caenorhabditis bovis is the source of this 1002-nucleotide messenger RNA. Lineage: Eukaryota; Metazoa; Nematoda; Chromadorea; Rhabditida; Rhabditidae. The record is from the annotation of a GenBank genome assembly.